Messenger RNA from Eimeria maxima, 942 nucleotides. Its product is annotated as 4'-phosphopantetheinyl transferase, putative. Gene Ontology annotation, molecular function: holo-[acyl-carrier-protein] synthase activity; magnesium ion binding. The transcript has 8 exons. NCBI's taxonomy places the organism in Eukaryota, Apicomplexa, Conoidasida, Eucoccidiorida, Eimeriidae. Gene Ontology annotation, cellular component: cytosol. The record is from RefSeq and is a predicted model, not a curated record. Bases 1 to 942 code for a protein of 313 amino acids.
AUGCAUGCCGCAGCAAGAGAACACAAGGGCCCCGAGGGGCCCCUGGGGCCCCCCUCCCUUCGUUCUACCUGGCUACGAGGUGUGGGGCCCCCGUCAACCUGCUGGACCUCUCAGCAGCCCUCAGCAGCAGCAGCAGCAACAACAACAUCAAGAGCAGCAGCAACAGCAACAACAAACGGGUACCAACAGAAUCAUCAUGACGAGGAGAAUAAGAAUAAGGAGAACCAUGAACAGCAGCAGCAACAGCAGGAGCAGCCGCAGCAUUUGCUGCUACAAUUAGAUCGUAGUUGUAUAGCAGCAGCAGCAGAUGUUGUGCUGCUGCAGCUAGGACCAUUAAGGAUAGGAGCAGCAGAAGCAGAACAUCAUCUUGUAUCUAUUAAACAUAUUAUUGAAUCUAUACUUACUAAUCAAGAAAUACUUGAUGGAGAAAGGUAUAGGAGGGCCCCUGAUCGUUUACGGGCAUUAAGCAGCAGAUUGCUGCAGCGGCUGCUGCUGUCUUCUUAUUGCUGCUGCAACCCUCAGCAUAUUGUCAUAGAAAGAAAGGAGACACGCAGCAAACCUAUCUGGAAACCCUCUCCUGGGGAGACGGCAGAUUUUGUACACUUCAAUGUCUCUCACGAUGAAGGCCUUGUCGUCUUUGGGGCUUCCAGACACCUCGUGGGUGUUGAUUGCAUGCGUUGCUCUCCAAGAGGCAGGGACAUAUCUUCUUUCUUACAACAGAUGAGGAGACACUGUACAUUAAGGGAUUGGUCUUAUAUUAUAGCUGUACAUACACCUGAACAACAACUUAGAAGAUUUAUGAGAGUGUGGACGGAUUUUUAUUUUCGUCUAGAGGAGGAGGAGGCCCCUGAUUAUGUUAUUUGUGUAUGUGUGGGGCCCCCUAGUAGAGCAAUAGAUGAAUAUAAGAAAUGCAUGCAGCCUAUGAGAGUUGUGGUUCUAUAA